AGCGCGGCUGCUUUUGGGUGUAGGCACCGCCCGGGCCGGGCUGGGAGCGGAGCAGGAGCGGGAGGAAGAGGCGGGGCAGAGAAAGAGGAAAGGGAAGAAUAGGAGCCGGAACUGGAGAAAGAGACGGGAGAGGAAGCGCAGCAGCAGCACCAACACCACGCGGUUCCCCCGCUCCGGCCGCAGCUCCCCCGGCUCCUGCUGCAUCGCCCCCCGGAACCCGCAGGAGAAGGCCUCAAAGAAGAAGAUGACCCGGGAGACCCAAGCAGGUGAGGAGGAAGUCAGUGCCCCUUUUCCCCUCUCUCCUGCUCCAUCUCCCAGCCCAGCAUGGCCCCAGAAGCCCCACAAGUGCUCGGAGUGUGGGAAGAGCUUCAGAUGGAAAUCCGACCUGAUCCGCCACAUGAGAAUCCACACUGGGGAACAGCCCCAUGAGUGUGAUAAAUGCAGGAAGAGGUUUCAGAGCAGCUCCAGUCUCCUCAGGCAUCAGCAGAGUCACACAGAGGAGAGGCCCUUCCGCUGCCACAUUUGUUCAAAGGGCUUCAAGCUCAAGUCUAUCCUCAUCAUCCACCUGCGCAUCCACAGCGGGGAGAGGCCCUAUGAGUGUCCUGAGUGUGGGAAGAGCUUCAGCCAGCAAUCCACCCUGACUGGCCACCUGAGGACCCACACAGGAGAACGGCCCUACGAGUGUGCAGAGUGUGGGAACAGCUUCAGGACGAGCUCUGAGCUGACCGUGCACCAGAGAAGCCACACCAGGGAACGGCCCUAUGAGUGUGGGGAGUGUGGGCAGAGCUUCCUAAGGAGCUGCCACCUGACCCGCCACAUGAGAAUCCACACAGGGCAAUGGCCCUUCAAGAAGUGUGAGCAGUGUGGGAAGAGCUUGAGGUCGAGGUCUGAACUGAUUGUCCACCAGAGGAGCCACACGGGGGAACGGCCCUUUGAGUGUGGGGAGUGUGGGAAGAGCUUCAUGUCAAAGUCCCACCUGGUCUGCCAUCAGAAGAGCCACACCGGGGAGAGGCCCUACGAGUGUGAUCAGUGCAAGAAGAGGUUUCAGACCAGCUCCAGCCUCAUUCUGCACCAGCAGCUUCACACCGACGAGAGGCCCUUCCGCUGCCCCGACUGCGGGAAGGGCUUCACCCGCAAGUGCAACCUCACCAGCCACCAGCACACCCACACCAGGGAGAGGCCCUAAGGCUGUUCUGAGUGUGGGAAGGGCUUCUCACUGAGGUCUGCCUUGACCAGACACCAACAGAGCUACCACUAAGGGAAGCCCUGUGAGUGCCCCGAGUGCAGGAAGAGCUCUGUGUGCUGCUCCAGCUCCAUCCCCCACGGGAGGAUCCACCCUGGAUGAGCCCCGGUGAUCCCUGGUGCUGGUGAUCCCUGUUGGGAAGUCACCUGCCUGGGGGGCUCCACGUCCUCCUGGCUCCCCAUCAGCACCUGCACACAUCCACAUCCCAACACCAGAAAUCCACUGUGGAGAUCAGAUUUGUUGA
Molecule: messenger RNA, 1487 nt
Organism: Pyrgilauda ruficollis (rufous-necked snowfinch)
Lineage: Eukaryota; Metazoa; Chordata; Aves; Passeriformes; Passeridae
Product: zinc finger protein 37 homolog
Exons: 2
Biological process (GO): regulation of transcription by RNA polymerase II
Cellular component (GO): nucleus
Molecular function (GO): RNA polymerase II cis-regulatory region sequence-specific DNA binding; DNA-binding transcription activator activity, RNA polymerase II-specific
Source: RefSeq, a predicted model, not a curated record